AUGAAAGCUGGAACAUCAGUCAGUAAAGGUUCUCUCUCUAGAGGGGAUCCUGUUGGUUUCCGCUUAGAGUCUGAGGAGGAAGAGGAGAAGGAGGAGGAGCUGCUGAUGGACAUGGAAACCUACGAUGAGGAUGUUGCUGAGGCGAUGCAGCUGCAGAGCAGGGCCAUGCGUUCUCCCCGUCGCUGUAUUCCCCACCAGCAGUCCUGUCUGGGUAACACGCUGCCCUGCUGCGACCCCUGCGAUACCCGCUACCCCAGAAUGUUCGGCUCCAUCUGCUACUGCCGUCGGACGGCCUGCGCCGGCGCUCACAGGCGUCCCUAAAACACUCCUAGAAAACCCUCUACGCCCCCCCCCCCUCUCACGGUGGGGCCCCUUUCUCUGCCAGUCUACAGUCAGUAUCUAAUCCAUAUCCGCAAGGCUUGAUUUUAUGAGCACGCAAACACAGACUAUACAUCCCAGGAUGCAUCAGUGAGACCGGCCAAUAGGACACUCUCGUCACGUUGUAUUUUCUUCUUGAUGUUAACUCUGGUUGUGUUUUAUUUUCUAUUUGAUUUUUUUCCCCGAUAGGUUAGAUGGAUGUUACGUUGGGUGUACAUUUAUCGUUCAAUGAAAGUCGAAAGACAAAAUCAAUCUCUAAAAAGGUAAUAUAAUUGUCUUAAAAAAAUAUUGGCUAAGAUUUAUUUUUUUUGUUAAUUAUUUUUAAUCUUAAAAACAACUGAGAACAUAUUUAUUUUUUAAAGAGACCAUAAUGUAAAAUACUUACAUUACUCAAAUCAAAAGUUGACAUUUAACAUUUUGUUUAAUGAUUUGAAAUAGUGAAUCAGGUUCUGUAUGUUUAUCAUGUGCCCAGAGUCUGAACAGUAGUCCAAUUGUGAGGCAGAACAGUUUCUGCUACGUGGUUUAAGACUCCAGUAUGUGAAACUCGCAUAAUGAAUGAUAUAUAUAUAUAUAUUUAAAUAUCUGUAGUUGACAAUAUAUAUUCCAUAAUAGGGAAACAGAUUUAGGUAAGUUAAAGAAAUCAGUGCAAAUAGUAAUUUAUUG
This is a messenger RNA of Oncorhynchus keta (chum salmon), 1041 nucleotides long. It is a transcript of the gene agrp, whose product is annotated as agouti related neuropeptide. Gene Ontology annotation, molecular function: type 1 melanocortin receptor binding; neuropeptide hormone activity. The coding region runs from base 1 to 321 and encodes 106 amino acids. The transcript is spliced from 3 exons. Gene Ontology annotation, biological process: neuropeptide signaling pathway; adult feeding behavior; positive regulation of feeding behavior. The record is from RefSeq and is a predicted model, not a curated record. Gene Ontology annotation, cellular component: extracellular region. Lineage: Eukaryota; Metazoa; Chordata; Actinopteri; Salmoniformes; Salmonidae.